CGGCCGUGCGCGCGCGGGAGCGGAGCCCGGAGCUGGCGGCCGAGGGAGGCGCGAACCGAGCGGCGCUGAGUUUUUUUCCUGUCCUUCUCUAAAAAUGUCCAAGCAACAGCCUGCUCAAUUUACCAACCCAGAAACUCCAGGCUAUGUUGGAUUUGCAAACCUGCCCAAUCAGGUUCACCGAAAGUCUGUGAAAAAGGGGUUUGAAUUUACUCUUAUGGUGGUUGGCGAAUCUGGAUUAGGAAAAUCUACAUUAAUAAACAGCCUCUUCCUGACAGAUCUCUACCCAGAAAGGAUAAUCCCAGGAGCUGCUGAUAAGAUUGAACGCACUGUGCAGAUCGAAGCCUCAACAGUUGAAAUCGAGGAGAGGGGCGUGAAACUGCGGCUGACGGUUGUGGAUACGCCGGGAUACGGGGACGCCAUCAAUUGUCGAGACUGUUUUAAGACCAUAAUCUCUUAUAUUGAUGAGCAGUUUGAGAGAUACCUGCAUGAUGAGAGUGGAUUGAACAGAAGGCAUAUCAUAGAUAAUCGAGUUCAUUGCUGUUUCUAUUUCAUUUCACCAUUUGGUCAUGGCCUUAAGCCUCUGGAUGUUGAGUUUAUGAAGGCCAUACACAACAAAGUAAAUAUUGUACCAGUGAUUGCAAAAGCUGAUACACUUUCUCUGAAGGAGAGAGAGAGACUAAAGAAAAGGAUUCUGGAUGAAAUAGAAGAGCAUGGCAUCAAGAUUUAUCACCUGCCUGAUGCUGAAUCAGAUGAAGAUGAAGAUUUUAAAGAGCAGACCAGACUCCUGAAGGCCAGCAUUCCAUUUUGUGUAGUGGGGUCCAAUCAACUCAUUGAAGCAAAAGGUAAAAAAGUUAGAGGUCGGCUCUACCCAUGGGGUGUAGUUGAAGUGGAGAAUCCAGAGCAUAAUGACUUCCUGAAGCUGAGGACCAUGUUAAUCACCCAUAUGCAGGACCUUCAAGAGGUGACCCAGGAUCUUCACUAUGAGAACUUCCGCUCUGAGAGGCUCAAACGAGGCAGCAGGAAAAUAGAAGAUGAAGAAGUAAAUAAAGACCAGAUUCUGCUUGAGAAGGAAGCGGAACUCCGUCGCAUGCAGGAGAUGAUUGCAAGAAUGCAGGCACAGAUGCAGAUGCAGAUGCAAAGUGGAGAAGCUGACAGCAGUGCAGUUCAUGGGCAGCACGUGUAAAGUCUUGGUUCUUUCAGGUUUCUCAAUGUGAGAAGACCACUGAUCUGAAAUGGUAUUUUCCUGCCUUGUUUUCAGAUGAUUUUAUCCCCUGACUCACAAGAGACCUUCUGGAGCUGGAUUGCAGUGGUGGAGGCAGAAAGGAUGCCUCUUGCUUCCACGUGGUCUGGAGCUUGCUGUAGAGUUUAAUGUGGGACUGUUUUGUGGUAACAUCUUGUGAGAUGUAUUUCAUAACAUGUAGUCAGUUGGUUUUUUUUAUAUAUUAUACACAUUUGACUUUUGUUUUCUUUAGUCCUUCUUAUCUUGAGGUUAUUUUAAAUUUCCUAUUAGGGAUACAAAAUAGUCAUUGAAAGUUUUCUAGUCUGAUAAGUAUUAGAUAAUAAUUUUUUUUUAAUAUACCUUGUUAGCUCCCUGCUUUUAACUUUGUAUUCCAUUUAGAAAUAAACAGCUGUCAGUGAUACCUUGUUCAGUGCCAGGCAACAGUCACCUCACUAAGGUUGCACCCCUGCAAGGUUAAUUUUAUAAAUAUUGCAGUGUUUACAUGUGUGUGUGAGACUAGCAGCUCUGUCUCUGCUCAGAGCAGAGGAUUUCCUUGGCCUCUGCAAAAUAUCAAAUGAAAAUUCAAGCAUGUCUUGUGUCUUAGCAAAAGAAAGAAGAGGAAAUGCCUCUGUGAGAGGCACACUGUAUGUUACAUGACAAUCAGUAUUUCUUUUAGAUUUAACCUUGAGGGUUAUUAUUUUCCUAAUAUCUCUUACUCUAUUGCAGCUAAUUUUGAAUAGUUUCUUGUUGGCCAUCACAAAUCACUCCUGCUGUUUUCUGGCAUUAUUGUAGCCAAAUAAACUUGAAUAAGGCUGAUUUUGUUGAACAAGGUAAACUCUGAAGAGUAGUUUUCUAUGCAUGGGUGUUUCCUAUAUCCAAAGGAUAAGAAAUUCUAUAAUUCUUAAGAAGUAUUUUCCUACUAUUUUUAGAGCAUUGCAAACUCUUACAUGUAAUAAAAAUAUAUGUUAGCAGACUUCUCUUUUUAAAAGUGACCUGGUUCUGACAGGAUCAAUGCAAACUGUGUUUUAAGUUCUUGCUGCAGGAUGGAAUCAGCAGUAUUACUUCAGGAGCGACUCUGUUUUUUUUAUUAGACCACUAAUAAAAAACUUUCUUAAUCCUGGUGGCCAAGGAGACUGUUUUUAACUGGGCUGGACUUGUGCUGCAGAUCAUGCAUUUGUGUUUGCAGCAAAUAAUCAGUGUAGCACACAACUGCCCAGGUGGUGGCUGACAGGGCAAGCAGUGACACGCCCUGGGUUGUCUGCUGUUCCUGAUAAAGUCAGCAAUCAGAUUUCUUCAUCUGAUCUAUCACAAAACAUCCUUAUCUGAGCAGCUAAUAAACAGAUUGAUAGAAUUGCAACUUCUUUUGGCUCUUGGAGCUCAGGUGCAGCUGUGACUUUUAGUAUUUUGCUAGUGUUUCUUUGAAAAAAAUAAUAGAAUUUCUAUAGCUAGUGUAUCAUUCCAGAGGUACUUCAGUGACUAGAUUAAAUAUAAACCUGUUAACCAUCUGAAAUUUUUACCUGCCUGAAACUACUGUUUUCUGUUUUAAUCUUUCUAAAAAUGUGAAGUAAAACCCUGCAUCAUAGCCUUUACUGAGGAACUCUAGCUCUCUUUUCAAAAGUAUGUACUAUCAAAGUUUGACACCACUCAUUUGACCUUCCCUAAGCUUGACAAAAGUGAACAUGAGAAUCUUUUUGUAUGCACAGAAGAGUUAAAUCCCUUUUUGUCAAAUCUCUACAUAUAAAACUUGGAUGGAAAAACAUGUGUUUCUAAAUUCUUGAGUUGCUUUUUCAGAAGAAAUUGUAGGACCAAAGUAAUGUAGCAGCACUGUCAGAAGACACUUCACAACACCUUAUUUAUUUCUAUUGCCAUGAGCCAGUACUUGAAGAAAAACUGUGAAAUGUAAAAUGUCUGCACAGGGGCCUGAUUGUAUUUGUCACUCUUGCUGUGUAUAUUGGGCUGAUAGGUUUUUUUUUUCCUGUAUUUUUAGCAUGGGAACAAGAGCAGAUUGUCCAUUUCUUUAGUGCUGUUUGGUCACCAUCUGUGAAAUUAUUUCAGGCAAUGUGUGAUUCUUAGGAAUAUUAACAUAUCUAUUAAAAGAUUUGAUCAGGAUAAAGCAUUUCAUUCUUAUUUUAAAAAAGAUCUAAAAAUUCAGCAGGAGAAAUAUUUUUGUAUGUUAUUUUGUAUUUAAUGGGAAAAACCAAGUUUAUGGCACUAGCCAUUUUAGCUGCAAUACUCAAGACAGGUAAUUAAUUGCUGCUUCUUCCCAAGCCUUUGGAACAAUUGUUCAUAGUGUGCCUGAUGUCUCUGAAGGUCUAUUUCCCCUUCACUUUUCUUGGGAUGGUCUUGAAAUGGUUUUGUGCUAAGGCAUGAAAAGCAAGACUACUUUUCUUAGAAAAGCUGCUGGUAAAAAAGAGUUAUGAGUAGCAGAAAGGCUUGGGGACAAAAGGCAGAUUCUGUUUGGUGGCUUGCUGAACUGGCCACAGGUUUUUUUCUGUUACUGUGUUGUGACGGUUUUUAUUUUAGGAGUAAAAAUACUUUUGAAUUUGCAGAACUUUAUAGUUGAUAGCAAAAAUUACUUGUUCUUGGUACAAAAACCUGCUAUAAUCUAUGUACUACAAUUA
Messenger RNA from Ficedula albicollis (Collared flycatcher), 3840 nucleotides. RefSeq names its product septin 2 (gene SEPTIN2). Gene Ontology annotation, biological process: cilium assembly; cell division; regulation of exocytosis. The record is from RefSeq and is a predicted model, not a curated record. The transcript is spliced from 13 exons. Gene Ontology annotation, cellular component: cell division site; microtubule cytoskeleton; synaptic vesicle. Gene Ontology annotation, molecular function: GTPase activity; molecular adaptor activity; GTP binding. The coding region runs from base 95 to 1183 and encodes 362 amino acids. NCBI's taxonomy places the organism in Eukaryota, Metazoa, Chordata, Aves, Passeriformes, Muscicapidae.